AUGGCAGCCCUCGCUUCGACCCUGUCCGUUUCCUCGCGCCUGGCGAUGCCGUCCGCGGCGAUGACGGCGAGCAGCAGCAAGCUGAGCGCCGCGAGCUCGUUCGCGCCGAGCGUGAAGUACAGCUUCGGGUGCUCCGCGCCGAGCAGCCGCGUGGUGAUGGCGGCGGCCGCCGCCGGGAAGGACAAGCCGAGGGACGGCUCCAAGGAGCCCGCGCAGGAGACGCUGCUCACGCCGCGCUUCUACACCACCGACUUCGACGAGAUGGAAGCGCUGUUCAACCGCGAGAUCAACCCGUACGUGAACCAGGCGGAGUUCGACGCGUGUCUGGAGGAGUUCCGCGCGGACUACAACCAGACGCACUUCGUGCGCUCGCCCGACUUCAAGGAGGCGGCCGACAAGAUCCAGGGCCGCGCGCGCGAGAUCUUCGUGGAGUUCCUCGAGCGCUCCUGCACCGCCGAGUUCUCCGGCUUCCUGCUCUACAAGGAGCUGGGCCGCCGCCUCAAGAAGACCAACCCGUGCAUUGCGGAGAUCUUCACGCUCAUUGCGCUCUCGGGGACCCGCGCGGCCUGCCCUCCCGUCGCCCGUCGAGGCGACCUCGGGGACCCGCGCGGCCUCCCCUCCCGUCGCCCGUCGAGGCGACCUUGGGGGCCCGCGCGGCCUCCCCACCAGUCGUCCGUCGUGGCGACCACGGGGGCCGCGCGCGGUCCCCUCCCGUCGCCCGUCGAGGCGACUUCGGGGGCCGCGCUGUCGGACUUCAACCUAUCGCUGGACCUGGGGUUCCUGACCAAGGCGCGCAAGUACACCUUCUUCAAGCCGCAGUACAUCCUCUACGCCACCUUCCUCUCGGAGAAGAUCGGCUACUGGCGCUAUAUCACCAUCUGCCGCCACCUCACGGCGCACCCCGAGUUCUCGUGCUACCCCAUCUUCGGCAAGUUCGAGAACUGGUGCCAGGACGAGAACCGGCACGGCGACUUCAUCACGGCCAUGCUCAAGUGCUACCCCAAGUUCCUGACGGCGUGGGACUCGAAGCUGUGGGCGCGCUUCUUCUGCCUCUCCGUGUACGUGACCAUGUAUCUCAACGACCACCAGCGCGCCGCCUUCUACCGCAACCUGGGGCUGGACGUGAAGCAGUUCGACCUGCACGUGAUCAAGGAGACGAACCGCACGUCGGCGCGCAUCUUCCCCGCCGUGCUCGACGUCGACAACCCCGAGUUCGAGCGCAAGCUGAACCACCUCGUGCGCCUCCACGAGAGCAUUAUUGCUGUCGACGCGAACGAGGCCGCGCCCGAGCUGCUGCGGCGCGUGCAGAAGCUGCCGCUGCAGGCGGCGUUUGUGGGCAAGCUGCUCGCCAUGUACCUCAUGCGCCCCGUCGACGCGGGCUCCGUCGAGUUCGAUCAGGAGGAGACGCGCAUCGUGUAUUGA
This is a messenger RNA of Closterium sp. Naga37s-1, 1422 nucleotides long. NCBI's taxonomy places the organism in Eukaryota, Viridiplantae, Streptophyta, Zygnematophyceae, Desmidiales, Closteriaceae. The record is from the annotation of a GenBank genome assembly.